Messenger RNA from Saccostrea echinata, 4884 nucleotides. RefSeq names its product NPC intracellular cholesterol transporter 1-like. The coding region runs from base 129 to 4133 and encodes 1334 amino acids. Gene Ontology annotation, cellular component: membrane. NCBI's taxonomy places the organism in Eukaryota, Metazoa, Mollusca, Bivalvia, Ostreida, Ostreidae. The transcript has 22 exons. The record is from RefSeq and is a predicted model, not a curated record. Gene Ontology annotation, molecular function: lipid carrier activity.
UCGGACCAUCUCAUGACACGAUUGAAUCAGCGUUUGGAGUUACUAUGUAACUAACCUUACUAGGUCCAAGGUUCAAUUUAUACAAUUAUCUUCCACUUAGUUCACUGUCACUCACCUAGAAGCUGCUGAUGCUCUUAGGGGCAAAAUAUUACAACAUGCUGGCAUAUUUUCAGUUUCUAGUGAUUUGUCUGUGUUGGGCUGGAGUAUCUAUUACAAAGGCUGAGAAUGGCCAGUGUAUUUGGUAUGGAGAAUGUGGUUCUACUUCUGCAGGGAAAGUUAAUUGUUUGUAUGAAGGUCCGUCCAAGGUCAUGGAGGAUCCAGAGGGCAUGAAUAUACUCCAAACUUACUGUCCGGAUCUAGUCACAGGAAACCAGACAGAAACAUGUUGUGAUGUUGCCCAGCUGCGUACCCUUCAAUCGAACAUGGGGCUUCCUCAGCAGUUUUUCUUAAGAUGUCCAGCAUGUUACAACAACUUCCUUAACCUCUACUGUUACCUGACAUGUGGUCCCCAUCAGGGCAGGUUCUUAGGAAUCAAUGGAACAGCUGCUGGAACCAAUGGCACAUAUGUUAAAGCAGUAUCUUACUAUCUGACAAAUGAAUAUGCUCAAGGAAUGUACAACUCCUGCAAAAAUGUCCAAAUGCCUUCGGCCAAUGAGAAAGCACUUAGCAUUUUCUGCGGAAGACCAGCAGCACAAUGCACGGCACAAUCUUGGCUCACCUACAUGGGUUCAACAGCUAAUGGCCACACCCCAUUUGGGAUUAAUUUUGUAAUUGGGGAUAAAAAUGUCACAACACCCAAUGCAACAUAUGUUCCCAUGAACUAUACCAUCACACCAUGUAACAAGCAGUACAAGAAUCGAUCUGCAUGCAGUUGUCAGGAUUGUGAAACAUCUUGUGCCCCGGUACCCCCAAUUCCACCACAGCCUAAGCCUUGCACAAUCCUGCAUAUUGACUGCUACUACUUUGUUUUUGCCAUGAUAUUUCUGGUCUUCAAUCUUUUCUUCUAUAUUUAUGUCAUCUGCUACAAUGUCUUGGUUCGAAACUCCUUGGGAGUUAUGGAUUCGUACUCACGAUUGGACAGUGAUGAUGAAGAUUAUACAGGGACUUUCUGUGUUAAUGGUGACAAGAAGAAGAAAGCCAGAGGUGGAUCGCAAAACCAGAGGUCAAGUUUACCAAAAGUAUCACAUGCAGACAUCAACUGCCUGGAGAAAAGUGGCUCCUGGAUGGAGUGCAAAUUAGAAUCUUUUUUCCAUGCUUGGGGUACAUUUUGUGCAAGACAUCCAAUUCUUAUAAUAGUAGUGGGUCUGACCAUAGCUGGUGCUUUAUCUGCUGGGAUUGCUGUCUUCAAAGUGACCACUGAUCCGGUCAAGCUCUGGUCAGCCAAAGAUAGUCGUGCAAGGACAGAGAGAGACUACUUUGAUUCUCAUUUUGGGCCUUUUUAUAGAACAGAGCAAGUAAUUAUAACUCGCCCCCAUAACAACACUGUUGUCCAACAUAAACUUCCCCCACCUUCAGAACAGAUUGUCAACUAUACCAGCUUAUUUGACAAGGAAUUUCUUCACUUGGUUUUGGACCUACAAUUGGCCAUUGAGAAUAUCACGGCAGAGUACAAUGGUGAAAAAGUAACUUUAGAGGACAUUUGCUUCCAGCCCUUAUCUCCAGACAACACAAAAUGCACAAUCCAAAGCAUUCUGCAGUACUUCCAAAACAACCAUUCAAACAUAGAUAAAGUCAAAAUGGAUGAAUAUGGCUUCUUUGUGUUAGCUGACUACCUUGAUCAUCUAAGAUACUGCUUGCAAGCACCAGCAUCAACACAGGACACCGUCGGAUUAAAUAUGAGCUGUCUAGCAGAGAGUGAUCAGCCUAUUUUCCCGUGGAUAGCAUUGGGAGGAUUUGAUGGAGAUAAUCACAACUCAUCAGAGGCCAUUGUUCUCACAUUUAUUGUGAAUAAUCACUUGGAUGAAGAAAUGAACAAGAAGGCAGAAGCAUGGGAGAAAUCAUUCAUAGAACACAUGAAGGCCUUCUCAAGUCCAGACAUGACUGUAUCAUAUUCCUCGGAACGUUCCAUUGAGGAUGAGAUUGAAAGAGAGAGUAACUCUGAUGUCCUAACAAUCCUGGCUUCCUAUCUGAUUAUGUUUGGUUACAUUGCAAUUACACUGGGUCAAUACAGAGACUGUGUAGACUUUUCUAUUCCAAAACUGAUGAUGGAUGCUAAGAUCACUCUUGGUUUGGCGGGGGUCGUGAUUGUCCUCCUCUCUGUCUCCUCCUCCCUGGGGAUGUUCAGCUACUGCGGGGUGGCGGCUACUCUCAUUAUUAUUGAGGUGGUUCCUUUCCUAGUGCUGGCAGUUGGUGUAGACAACAUAUUUAUAUUAGUGCAGACCUUCCAGAGGGACAAGCGAAGACCCAAUGAAAGUAUUGAAGAACAGAUUGGUAGAAUUUUAGGUCAAGUUGGCCCCAGCAUGAUGUUAUCAAGUUUCUCGGAAUCCAUUGCCUUCUAUUUAGGUGCCUUGACUAACAUGCCUGCUGUAAGAGUUUUCUCCCUUUACGCAGCCCAGGCUGUCCUUUUUGACUUUCUCCUACAGAUAACUGUGUUUAUAGCUCUUAUGACACUCGAUGCCAAAAGGCAAAAGGACAACAGAUUUGACAUGUGCUGCUUUAUCAAAGUGGGGAACCAGAAAUCCCUGGAUGGAAACUCUGGAGGAUGUCUUUAUAAAAUUGUCAAAGAUUACUACUCUCACUUUCUACUAAAGGAGUGGGUCAGGCCAAUAGUGGUGACCAUAUUUACAUUUUAUUUCUGCCUCAGUGGAGCUGUUAUUCACAAACUCGGUAUUGGCUUGGACCAGAAGCUCUCAAUGCCAGAUGAUUCCUAUGUCCUAGACUACUUUAAGAACCUGAGUGCCUACUUACAUACAGGAGCCCCUGUAUAUUUUGUGGUUGAAGAAGGACUAGAUUACAAAUCGGUGGCAGGUCAGAAUGCGAUCUGUGGAGGAAAUGGAUGUCCACAGAAUUCUCUUGUGGGUCAACUAUUUACUGCAUCUGGACAGCCAAGCUACACAAAGAUAGCACAGCCUACAUCUUCCUGGUUAGAUGACUACUUGAGCUGGCUCUCCCCAGGAGGGGAUCCCCCAUGUUGCAGAGAAAAUAAUUUAACGCAUGGAUUCUGUCCCUCCAUGGACAAUAGUUCUACCUGCAUUGGGUGUCCCAUGGGAAAGUCAAUACAUGGAAGACCAAAUGAGGUAGAUUUUAUGAAGUACUUACCAUGGUUCCUCAAAGACAACCCAGGAACAAAAUGUGCUAAAGGUGGACAUGCUGCAUAUGGCAGUGGAGUAAACCUUAUUAAAAACAAAACUGAUGUUGGAGCCACUUAUUUCAUGACCUAUCACACAAUAAUGACGGAGAACGAGGAUUACAUUAAUGGACUAAAGAUGGCCAGGAAGAUAGGGGACAACAUCACCAGCACACUGAGGACCAUGCUUCACAACGACAAAAUCACUGUGUUCCCAUACAGUGUGUGGUACGUAUUCUAUGAGCAGUAUCUCUCCAUUGUGAAGGACACCAUUGAGAACCUGUGUAUCUGUAUAGGUGCCAUCUUCGUUGUCACUUUCCUCCUCCUGGGGUUUGACUUCUUCUCAGCCCUCAUGAUCCUCAUCACCAUAGGGAUGAUCGUUGUGGACAUCCUGGGAUUCAUGUACCUAUGGGACAUCACACUUAAUGCCGUGUCUCUAGUCAACUUAGUCAUGGCUAUUGGUAUUUCUGUAGAAUUCUGUGCCCACAUAACCAGGGCAUUUGCUGUCAGUUUACAGCCCACUAGAGUGGAGCGGGCUCACGAUUCUCUUGCCCACAUGGGCAGCUCUGUUUUGAGUGGUAUUACACUCACCAAGCUUGGUGGAAUAAUCGUGCUAGCCUUCUCCAAAUCCCAACUCUUCCAAGUAUUCUAUUUCAGAAUGUAUCUAGCGAUGGUGGUAUAUGGUGCAACUCAUGGAUUAAUCUUCUUGCCAGUUAUGUUAAGUUAUAUAGGUCCCCCUUUGAAUAAGGCCAAAUUAUACAAGCACCAAAACAAAAUAGAGCACGAGACAAAUAGUAUAACAGUUCAGCAUCAUAACCAAUCAAAUUAUGAAUCCAUUACUAGCUGAGUUGAUGACAGUGAUAUUAAUUAAACAUUUACUUGUUUUUCAUACUGAGAUUAACUAGAGUCCAAAUUACAUACUGUGGUUGCUGAACAAACACCGAGUUCAUGGAUGGAAACCUUUUAUAUAACGGAAUAUUAAUAAUAUUCUACAUUCCAUUUUCCACUGAGAUUAUUUAUUUUUUCACCAAAUGCGUAUGAGAUAAUCAUGUGGUAUAUACAUGAGUAUAAUGUGAAAAUGGUUGAUUUUCAUUGUACUGAAAAUGCAGGUUGUCAUACUUAAAAUUUUCAUGGUAUUAAGGUAUUCAAUGUAUAACGACCAUAUUUUGUAUCUAAUAAGUGAAUGGUCUGAAACGAUUAAUCAUGGUAACAUUUUGAAGGUGUUACGCAAUAAACAUACCCCACCAAAUGAAUUUACAUUGAAUACUUUAAAAUGCAUGUAGAUGCAAAUUUUUUACACAUUGCUAAAUUUUGAAUUUGGAAUAUUUUCUUUAACGGUAUUAAUUUUGAUGUAAAAUUCUGAGAGGCAGUGCUUUUUAUUAAACAAUGCUUGAAUGAUUUGAGAAAGGGUAGAGGAUCUGGACAUUUUUUGUUACAUUCUGAUGGAAGUUUUUUUGCCAAUAUUUAUUCUUAUUCUAGAUAAUGAUGAUAUCAAUAUUAUUGUGCAAUUGUUUAUUUAUGAGUGUAUGUCAGAAUAUUCAUUGUUAUCUAUACAUGUAUGUCAUAUUGGAAUAGUGCUCCUCACAAAGUGCUCAAAU